Molecule: messenger RNA, 939 nt
Organism: Peromyscus eremicus (cactus mouse)
Lineage: Eukaryota; Metazoa; Chordata; Mammalia; Rodentia; Cricetidae
Gene: Slc1a6
Product: solute carrier family 1 member 6
Exons: 5
Coding region: 1-939 (312 amino acids)
Biological process (GO): L-glutamate transmembrane transport
Cellular component (GO): plasma membrane
Molecular function (GO): L-glutamate transmembrane transporter activity; neutral L-amino acid transmembrane transporter activity; glutamate:sodium symporter activity
Source: RefSeq, a predicted model, not a curated record
AUGAGCAGCCACGGCAACAGUCUGUUCCUGAGGGAGAGCGGCCAGCGCCUGGGUGGCGUGGGCUGUCUGCAGGGCCUGCAGGACAGUCUGCAGCAGAGAGCACUGCGCACGCGCCUGCGUCUGCAGACCAUGACCCGAGAGCACGUGUGGCGCUUUCUGCGUAGAAAUGCCUUCAUCUUGCUCACAGUCAGCGCUGUGAUCAUUGGGGUCAGCCUGGCAUUCGCCUUGCGCCCAUACCAGCUUUCCUACCGCCAGAUCAAGUACUUCUCUUUUCCUGGUGAGCUGCUCAUGAGGAUGCUGCAGAUGUUGGUGCUCCCCCUCAUCGUCUCCAGCCUUGUCACAGGUAUGGCAUCCCUGGACAACAAGGCAACAGGGCGGAUGGGAAUGCGGGCAGCUGUGUACUACAUGGUGACCACAGUCAUUGCGGUUUUCAUUGGGAUCCUAAUGGUCACCAUCAUCCAUCCUGGGAAAGGCUCCAAGGAGGGGCUGCACCGUGAGGGCCGAAUUGAGACUGUACCAACAGCUGAUGCUUUCAUGGACCUGGUCAGAAAUAUGUUUCCACCUAACCUUGUGGAGGCCUGCUUCAAACAGUUUAAGACGCAGUACAGCACCCGAGUGGUAACCAGGACUAUUGUAAGGACAGAGAAUGGGUCAGAGCUGGGGGCCUCCAUGUCUCCCCCAUCCUCAGUGGAGAAUGAAACCAGCAUCCUGGAAAAUGUCACCCGGGCCUUGGGCACCCUGCAGGAGGUGAUAAGCUUCGAGGAGACUGUGCCUGUGCCUGGUUCAGCCAGUGGCAUCAAUGCCUUGGGCCUUGUGGUCUUCUCUGUGGCCUUCGGGCUGGUCAUUGGUGGCAUGAAGCACAAAGGCCGUGUCCUGAGGGACUUUUUUGACAGCCUCAAUGAGGCUAUUAUGAGGCUGGUGGGCAUCAUCAUCUGGUGA